Molecule: messenger RNA, 2827 nt
Organism: Chara braunii
Lineage: Eukaryota; Viridiplantae; Streptophyta; Charophyceae; Charales; Characeae
Source: the annotation of a GenBank genome assembly
GCAUCGGAUUGAGGGUUCCUGAAAAGCGCCGCCAGGAGGGCGUUGUGUCGUGUACCUCGCCGUCACACCCCCAAGCAGGUUCGGCUGCAGGGCCUUCCUUCUCUCCCUUUUUCUUUCCCCCCAUCCCUGACGCGCUGGUUGAAGCGCGCAUGGGUGGCCGGAGGACGAAGGUGCCCGUCGACGCGCUCUUGCGCGUUGUCCCCUUCUUUCCGCCGUCUCCCUGUCUUCGUCUCUUUUCUUCUUUCCAUCUUCUUCCCACCUCCAGCUACCCCUCAUGUUGAAAAUCAAAAGGAAAAAAAAACGUAAAAGUCGAAAAGACCGAAAAAAUAGGCAGGCUUUUCCUCUUGUCAGUGUUUUUUUCCGACCGUCUCUUUCUCUCUCCUCCUUCGACCUCUCCUCUGCUUUCUUCCGCUUCUCAACUCCUCUCCUUUCUUUUCUCCUCCUCCUUCCCUCUCUCUCCUCUCGGAGUCUCUACUAUCCUCCAUAGUUUUAGCUAUGACUACCGUCACCCCCGCCGUCUCCGCGUCCCUGUAUGUUGGUGACUUGGACAAGGAUGUCACGGAAGCUCAGCUCUACGAGCUGUUCAGUCAAGUCGGCCAAGUCGCAUCUAUCCGUGUCUGCAGAGAUGCCGUUACUCGGCGAUCGCUGGGCUACGCCUACGUCAACUACAACAGCACAGUUGAUGCGGAGCGUGCGAUGGAAGCCCUCAAUUAUACUGCCCUUAAUAGUAAACCGGUCCGAAUAAUGUGGUCCCAUCGGGAUCCUAGUACUCGGAAGAGUGGUGUCGGCAAUAUCUUCAUAAAGAAUUUGGAGGAAUCAAUCGAUAACAAGGCCCUCCAUGACACAUUUGUCAUAUUUGGGAACAUUCUUUCGUGUAAGGUGGCAACAGACGGUGGGAAGAGCAAAGGCUAUGGGUUUGUUCAUUUUGAAACAAAGGAAGCAGCAGCUCUUGCAAUUGAGAAGGUUAAUGGGAAGCUUCUCAAGGACAAGAAAGUGUUUGUGGGCCCAUUCGUGAAGAAAACAGAUCGGCAAGAGAAUGGUACAGAACCCAAGUUUACAAACGUUUACAUAAAGAAUAUAGAUUCCGAUGUAACGGAGGAUAUGCUGAGGCAGAGGUUUGAAGAGUUUGGAAAGAUCACAAACCUUGUGAUCAUGCGGGAUGAGAACGAUAAACCAAAAGGAUUUGGUUUUGUCAAUUUUGAGAAACCUGAGUGUGCAAAGGCAGCUGUGGACAAGAUGAACGGCACGGUGAUUGGCACGAAGGCAAUAUAUUGCGGAAGGGCCCAGAAGAAAGCUGAGAGGGAUGCAUUUCUGAAGCAGAAGUUUGAGGAGCGGCGAUUGGAGAGGAUUCAAAAGUAUCAGGGUGUGAAUCUGUACAUCAAGAACCUAGAGGAUUCAAUUGACGAUGAGAGGCUCCGGAUGGAGUUCGGAACUUAUGGGACAAUCACAUCGGCUCGGGUUAUGAGGGACGAGAAGGGGAUCAGCAAGGGGUUUGGGUUUGUAUGCUUCACUGCGCCAGAAGAAGCAACGAAGGCGGUCACCGAGGCAAAUGGGCGCAUGCUGAACGGAAAGCCCAUUUAUGUUGCCUUGGCUCAGCGGAAGGAAGUGCGGAGGGCGCAGCUUGAGCAGCACUAUGCACAGAGAUUGGUGAUCGCAAGGCCAGGAGCUGCAGGUGCUUCAUUGCCACCGGCCACCCCGGGACCGCCUGUGUACCCACCUGGUGCCCCAGUUUAUUAUCAAGCGGCACCUGGUGUUGUUCCUCCAACCGCGCAACGGUUAUAUCCUCCGAUGAUGGCUCGCGGGGCAUGGAGAGCAACAGGGCCAGCUCCCCCACCAGCUCGACCAGCAUUUCAGACGGUUUCGAAUUAUGUGCGCAACCGAGGGCAAACAGUCAAGUAUAUUCCAAAUGGCCGUCCACGGGAUACUUCGAUCAUUCCAGGCAUUGUUCCCCAGGGUCAAGUUGUUCCUGCAGGGCCGCCAGUGCCAGUUGCCAUCCCAGUGCCUGUUGGAGCGGGUGUUGUGCCUGGUGUGCCAUCGCAUCCAGAAAUACUGACAACGAGUAUGCUUGCAGCUGCCCCUCCACAUCAACAGAAACAAAUGCUUGGCGAGCGGCUUUUCCCAUUGGUCCACCGACUCCAGGACUUCCGCGCUUCAAAAAAUCAGAGACCAGCGGCUUGGUGCAAGAAGCAGGUCGAAGGGGUUCACGACUUCCGCGCUUCAAAAAAGCAGACUGUGGAGGAUUUUCCGGGUAACACAGAGGGACAGAAUCUGCAGCGGAUUGUGAAGGAUCUGAGGCAGCAUAACAUGCCUAACAUCUCCGGAGGUUAAUCGGGGGAAAGGGUGAACCUGACGCUGGCGGGAUUGAGCUGCAGGUGGGGACUGGAGGAUGGGUGGUCCAUGGAAGAAGGGGCAACGCACCAGGGGUGGGGGAGUGAAGUACCGGCGUGGCCAUUGUGUGAAUUGAAUAGUUGGCUGGGGGGUGAGGGGCGAUGCACCAGGAAUGGAAUGGUGGACUGUUCUCCGGAACAGGGGGCAUGGAAGGGGUGUGCGGGUGAAGUACCCUGCAGACUGGGCUCUAACAUUGUGUGAGCUGAAUAAUUGGCCCGGGGGUGCGAAGAUGAGUGGGCACGGAGAUUUUUUGGGAAACAGUGUUCACAACGUGGGACUCUGGGCCCGGUUUCCAGUACUUACUGUUACCCACUAAAAGGAUGGAGUUCAUCACACACUGCUACCCCUAUACUCCCGUCGGGGUAGCAAAAGCAGGGGCACCCUGGAACUGCUCAAAUACGGAUCCUGUUGAGAAUCUGGAUAAAUUGGCACGAAGUGG